AUGAGGAUAUCCGGCUUAUCUUCCUUUUUUCUCUCUCUACCCUUUUCCACUGCUCUCCCCACCCCCCUCCCCACCCCACCCUCUACCCCUCCCUCUGCCCCUCCGCCUUUCUCUCUCCCCGCCCCCUUCUCCUCCCCGCGCUCCUCCCCCUCCCCUCCCCUCCCCUCCCCUCCCUUCCCCUCCUCAGAGCGGUGCAAGGCAGCGAGCGACAUCAAGAGGCGGAAGAGCAGCACACAAGCUGACGCUGCCGAAACAGACACAGCAGCAGCUGGAGGAGAAACAUUGGGGGCGGGGGGAGCAGGGGAGUCGGCGGCGGCGGAGGCGGUGAGCGAGGCGCUGCUGGUAUCCAUGGCGAGCUGUCUGGCGGACUUAAUGAACAACCCGCGCAGCACCAUCGUGUGCAGCACGCGCGCGCAGGAGAUCUUCCAGUGCCUUCAGCCCGCGCUGCUGCUCCCGCGCGUCUCCAACCGCCUGCUCUACUUCCAGGUCUGCCGGGCGGUCUCCGAGGUGCUGCAUCCGUCCACGUGGCCCAUGAACCAAUCCGCUGCGGUUCCCAAGCGUCUUCUGGAGCGGCUGAUUGAUCUGAUCGCUCCGGUAAAAGCCGCGGGUGCUGGUGGUGCGAAGGAUGCUGAUGGGUUGGGUGAUAAGGAUGCUGGUGGGAAUAAAGCUGCUGGCACUGCUGGUGCUGGUGGUGAUGGUGCUGUUCAGAAUGUCGCUGAGAAUGGGGUAGGGGAGCGUGAGACAGAGGCCACGGAACCCGCCUUGGCAAACGGCACAGCUGCUGCAGACGCAGAGGCAGCCAAAGCAGCAGGCGCAGAGGCGGCUACAUCAGCAGCGGUAGAGCAGCAGGAGGGAGGCGGCAGCGAGGGCAGCAGCAAGGAGGGCGACUUGACAGAGUCGUUGAUCCACAUGCAGGCGUGCAAGGCGGUGCUAGUGAUGGCCACGAACGGAGCAGCGGAUCUGAUCGUGCACCACGUGCCCAGGGUGAUGAGCGCGCUGGAGCAGCUCCGGCAGGAGUCGGGCGUGGAAGAGGCCGUGGUGCAGGCUGACGCCGCGCUCAUGGCGCUCUGGCUGUCACCGAAGGGAUACGCGCUCUCCAACCCCGAGCUGCGCCCGGUGGUAGCAGCCCACCUGCUGAGGGUGCUCGGCUCACCUGACCUGGUGGAUAACCACCAAGACGUCAGCCUGGCGCUGGUGACGUCAACCAUCAACCCUGAUGCUGCCACGCGGGCCAGCAUGCUCCAGCUGUACGCCGGACUGCUGACGCAGCAGCUGGAGCUCACGCAUAUUCUGAUUGGCCACGUGGAUGACACUGACAGCCUGGCACACCAGAGCGUGGUGUAUUUCGUGCUGCAUUUGUGCGAGUCAGAGGACUGUGCCAAGGCCUUCACAGCCAACCAGGUGGACUGUGAGGCGCUAGUGGCAGCGCUGGUGGUGGCGGCACAGGCAGAGAACCACUACGCUCCCAUUGCAGUCCUGGUUCGCCUCGCCAGCAGGCCUAGCACCCGGGACCACGUGCUCACACACAUUGACACCAGAACACUCAAUCGCUUGCGCGCCAUUCCCGGCACCCGCGCUCGACGAGAGGUUGAUCAGCUGGCUGCGGCAUACGCGGAGUACAAGGGGGAGAAGGUGGAGCCUCCAGAGCGCACAGCAUCCAUGCCCACGGAGGAGGAGCAGUCCAAGGAGGACAUUCUGAGGGACAUUGUGCGCAGCCAGUCCCACAGGAACCUCAAGUCACGGACUCCAGGUGGAAACAGCUAUGAGGAUUUGGCAAGUGUGGCGACAGGUGUCGCCAAGAUCACUGUAGAAGAGUCGACAAAUGCUUGA
Messenger RNA from Closterium sp. Naga37s-1, 1830 nucleotides. The record is from the annotation of a GenBank genome assembly. Lineage: Eukaryota; Viridiplantae; Streptophyta; Zygnematophyceae; Desmidiales; Closteriaceae.